GUUCGUCCAACGCCGUCAUAUUGAACGAAUUCCCCAGACCAACCUUGCCCACGGGGUUCAAUGUAAUUGCCUCUGUCCUUCUCUUCGAUAUGAAAGCCUGCUGUGCCAGAUACGCGGCCUCUCUUGUCGCACCCGGUACUAUUGCCAGAACAGCCGCCUUCGCCGCAAGGUCCAGAGCUCCAUUUUCUCCAUUGGCGCUGGGCCGUCGAAUGAUGUCUUCCACGACUAUCCAGUACGGCGUGAUGCCGAAAGAACUCCCAACAGACGAUCCUGACGACGUCCUGUUCAAUUCCCUCUACGGCGUACGAACCAUAGAAUUGAAUCGACCCAAGAAGCUCAACUCUCUCAAUGGGUCAAUGGCAAGGAAAAUCCUCCCGCGCCUUCGGGAGUGGGAAAAAUCUCAAAUGGCUAAUGUCGUUCUGAUAAGUGGUGCUGGUCCAAAAGCCUUCUGCGCAGGGGGUGACGUUGCGGAACUUGCGACACAGAACAAACAGGGACCAGAAGGUCAAAAGAAGUCUUCGGAUUACUUUGCUCUUGAAUACCAAUUGGACCACCUGAUUGCGACAUACAGCAAGCCAUACAUAGCCAUCAUGGACGGCAUAACAAUGGGCGGUGGUGUUGGCCUAUCCGUCCACGCACCUUUUCGGAUCGCUACCGAGAAGACUGUCUUUGCUAUGCCGGAGACUACCAUUGGUUUCUUUCCGGACGUCGGUGGAAGUUUCUUUCUGUCCCGUCUGGAUGGCGAGAUUGGUACAUAUCUAUCACUGACUUCCGAACGGCUCCAUGGCGUGCAGGCCUUCUACGCUGGCAUUGCGACGCAUUACGUCGACAGCUCUGUGUUGGCACAAAUGACAACUCGACUUUCCGAGCUCGUCUUUAAAGAUUACGCUAAUCUAAACGAACGACUGGAACUUAUCAACUCCACAAUCUCCGAGUUUUCGAGCAGUCUACCAUCACCCGAUUCCUAUGAAGCUGCCAAGUAUGGGAACCUCACCGGCGCCUUGCGGGAAGCUGUCGAUCGAGUCUUUAAGUACAACACCAUAGAGGAAAUACUGGGCGCUCUCCAGAAGGAAACGGAAUCAGCAGACGAGAAGAUCGCCGAAUGGGCGAAAGCAACCCAAAAGACCAUAGCUAUCCGAUCCCCCACGAGUCUGCGGGUCACGCUACGUCAGCUCCGAGAAGGGAAGCACUGGAACAUCUCCGAGACCUUCAUCAAAGAACACAAGAUGGCCAGUAGAUUCAUGGCACACCCUGACUUUGUUGAGGGCGUCUCUGCACGCCUGAUCAACAAACCGCCCACGAAACCUGAGUGGAAGCCUGCCAAGCUAGAGGAUGUCUCGGCAGCAAAUGUGGACGAAUUCUUUGCCGCGCCUACAGAGCAGGAGGCUCUGAGGUUGGUGGAGCCUCACGAAGGAGCACUUGACCAGCAUUACACAGACUACCCGCACGCCAAAUUUGCAUUGCCUCGGGAGUCGGAUAUCGAGGCUGUUGUCAAGGACUUGGGCAAGGAAGGUUCAAAGAGGGUUACGGACGAGGUUUUGAGGCAAUGGAAUAACAAAGCCGGCGUGAGAGAGAAGGUCCAGGAUGUAAUUGCACGCAAGACCGUCUCCAGUGACGGAACAGCACUGCGGUGGAAGGGCGAAAGUGCCCGUUUAUAGAUGGCGUACAUCAAAAGAGCUGAUAGACAAUUGUAGCAUUAUGAGAGGCAAUAUUUGCGUGCAACUUACCUUGAUUGACU
Molecule: messenger RNA, 1738 nt
Organism: Cladophialophora immunda
Lineage: Eukaryota; Fungi; Ascomycota; Eurotiomycetes; Chaetothyriales; Herpotrichiellaceae
Exons: 2
Coding region: 90-1658 (522 amino acids)
Biological process (GO): L-valine catabolic process
Cellular component (GO): mitochondrion
Molecular function (GO): 3-hydroxyisobutyryl-CoA hydrolase activity
Source: RefSeq, a predicted model, not a curated record